Molecule: messenger RNA, 2105 nt
Organism: Mercenaria mercenaria
Lineage: Eukaryota; Metazoa; Mollusca; Bivalvia; Venerida; Veneridae
Product: THO complex subunit 2-like
Exons: 15
Coding region: 1-1548 (515 amino acids)
Biological process (GO): mRNA processing; mRNA export from nucleus
Cellular component (GO): THO complex part of transcription export complex
Molecular function (GO): mRNA binding
Source: RefSeq, a predicted model, not a curated record
AUGGAUUGGUUUCAGAUCUUGCCUCAUUACCCACGUAUUAUACAGUUUGGUUCUCCACUAGAGAGACGAAUAGACAGAUUGAAACAGGAAGAAAAAGACAAGAGACCCGACCUCUUUGCUCUAGCUAUGGGUUAUUCUGGCCAGUUGAAAAGCAGGAAAGGUACAUGGGUUAAUGACAUAGAAUUUCAUCACAGAGAUAAAGAUAAGAAAGCUGGAGCAGCAUCAGGGGCUGCUGCUUCUGCAGCUACAGGGAGUAACUCAGGACCCACAUCCGGAGGGGAUAACCCUGGGACUAAGGGGGAUAACUCAUCAUCAUCGGGCAAAGAUAAGAACAAGAUGGUCAACGGAGAAAAAAGUGGCACAGUGAAAGAUAAGGAGCUUAAGUUGAAGAUAAAGACUGAAAAGGUCGAGAAGAGUGGAGAAAAGUCAAGGUCAGAGGAGAAGGUCAAAGCUGCAAGCAAUGUUGAAGCAAAGAAAAUUGCAGCUGAACGUGAAAGAAGAGAUAGUCCUGGAAACACAAUGUCCAGCCAUUCUAAAGAUAAGAAGGAGAAGGAAAGGCAUUCAAAUGAAAAAGAUAAGUCUAAAGCUUCUGAGGAAAAGCCAGAGAAAUCUAAAGAUGAUAAAGCAAGCAGGAAAGAGGAAAGAGCGGGAAAGUCUCGUGAAGAGAAAGCACAGGUUUCAACAAUACAGAUUAAAGAGGAAAAAGUGGAUAAACCUGAAAGAACGAAAGAAGACAAGAAAGAAAAGUCGAAAGAAAGGAAAGAGGAAAAGAUGAAAGAUGGACAUGCAAGAACAAAGGAAGGAAAAGAUGCACACGAAAUAAAGAGCAAGGAGGAGAAGAUUAAAGUGAAAUUAGAAAGAGCAAAAGAGGAGGCGAAAGAGAAACGUGACAAGGAGACGAGGAAGGAGGAGAAACACGAGCGUAUCAAACUGAAGAGAAGUUUCAGCCCUGAGGAGGCGCCACGUGACUCGCACAGAGAUGACAGGGACUGGGAUGCAGGGAGUGGUGCGUCCAACAGCAGCAGCCAUAGAUCUCACUAUCAUACACCUGAAGCCUCACCCAGGCAUUCAGACGAAAGAGAUUUGAAACGCAGGAAGACUGAGCCGAUUGCUUCAAGUUCUAAGGAGGACACCAGCGUAAAAUCAUCAAAAUCUCGACAUGGACGGAGUGUGUCACCAGAAAAAGACAAAGAAAGGGAAAGAAAGGAAAAGAAGAGGCUGAAGAAGGAAGCAAAGGCCGCUCUAAACGACACUGAAACAUCCCAGAACAAUAGUUUACAAGAAGAGGACCACCACAGUGACCAUGAUGCAGCACCUUCUUCAAGCAAGAAACGACGAAGCUUAGAAGCUCCUCCAAGUCGCUCGAGCAAAUUGAAUGGUGAUUCAGAUGACAGAGUUAGAACAAAAGACGACAGUUAUGAUAGACAUCAUGAUAGAGCUGGAUCUAGUAGAAAGGAUCUGAAAGACUCGGAACACGAACGUUCAAGAAGUAAAGAUAGAGAAAAGAAGAAAGAUAAAGACAGAUCUAAACGUCCAAAGAAGUCUUGAUGAAUGCUCAGAGAUUAUGUAUAAUUGAGAGACAGUGCUUUAAGAUUAUUUUUACAAUACACAGCAAUGACAACUUUAAAGAACAGUUAUCAUCAUCAUCAUUAGAUGUUGUCAUAUUUGGUUGUCUUAAAUGACGUUUCAUGAAAACUGUUGUUCAGGGAUCAAUUCUUUUACUAAAUUUACAGAUGGUGAUACAACUUUAAUUGACAAAUGCUCAUUGUAGUGUUAUACAGAUUCUUUUUGAAAAAAAAAUGGAAAUAAUUGGAGAAAUGGAAAAAAACAGUUCCAACUGGAAAUGAACUUACAGGGCUGGUUGAAAUAAUGAGUUGCCAGCUGAUUGAAGAAUUACAAUGUGAUUGUUAAUGAUUAUUACUUUCAGUUCAGUGUUAAUUUCUGGAAAGUGUGUGCAUAGCAUGUUGGGUACAUCACAUGAAUGUAUUAAUAAAGUUUUAAAGAAUAUUUUUGUUCUGUAUGUGAGAGUUAUUCAAUAUAAUUUUUAUGACUCUACAGGGUUCUUACAAGAUACAUGUUUUCAAAUACAGAUGAUUAACAUGAAA